GGGCAUCACGGGAGUUCGAGGGCUAUAAAAGACCUGGUUGCUAUUUUAUGCUUCUCGAGUCACUCAUCCUAUAAGUGGGGUUGGGCUAGCUGCGCGUGCGCGGUUUUAAUACUCCUCCCCAAACUGCCAACACUUCGCGCAAGCGAGGUAGCUUCGCGGUCCCUGGGUUUACGCGUGCGCACUAACGGGCCUGGCCCGGACGACCAGAGGCCUGCGCAGUGUGUACUUCACUGACAGCCCCCCGGGUGAGGCGCGGGCCACUCAUGGCGGAACCUUGGUCUGGGCAGUCAUUGCAGGCUUUGCCGGCCACAGUGCUGGGCGCGCUGGGUGCCCUGGGUAGCGAGUUCCUGCGGGAGUGGGAGGCACAGGACAUGCGCGUGACCCUCUUCAAGCUGCUGCUGCUGUGGUUGGUAUUAAGUCUCCUGGGCAUCCAGCUGGCGUGGGGGUUCUACGGGAGCACUGUGACCGGGCUGUAUCACCGCCCAGAUCCCCACCCCCAGCCUGCUGCAGCUCUGGAUGUGUUCCCGCCCCCAGGUCUGGGCAACCAGAACGGAUCCACAUCUGAUGGCUCCACGCAUUUCCCUUCUUGGGAAACAGGAGCAAACGAACCUCUCAAAACCCACAGAGAAUAAGGGAAGGCAACAGAGGGGCCUCCAGGGACAUCACCGGGUCUGCUGGCUCCCACACUGGGUUCUGUUGCUGCUCAGACCCCACGGACAACUGCAGGGGGGAGGAGGUUGGGGGCAGGGAGUACCACAGUGCUUGGAGGGCUGGGCCUCCAUUGCCCUUGGCCUUGCCUCCAGCAGCUCCAGGCAUUGGGCCAGUAAAGAAUUUGUCUCUACCCUGAUCUAGGUGCCUUAAGGAGAGAACGCAUGCUUCUCCUCUCUCAGGGGUCAGCUCAGGAGAAGCCUCUGAGUUUGGGAGGCCAAUAGUCCAUUUUCUGUCUUGGCUUUUUCCUGUCCUUCCCAUCCCCCUGAGAUGUGACCCCAUAGAAAUUUGUCCUUCUGAGAGGAAACCUGAGGUUGACCAGCUCUGGGAUUUGUAAAGGAAGUCUGUCUUCUAA
Molecule: messenger RNA, 1063 nt
Organism: Equus quagga
Lineage: Eukaryota; Metazoa; Chordata; Mammalia; Perissodactyla; Equidae
Gene: TCTA
Product: T cell leukemia translocation altered
Exons: 3
Coding region: 264-632 (122 amino acids)
Source: RefSeq, a predicted model, not a curated record